CUAAAAUGUUUCAACUCGCUGUCAUCUGCGCGCUUCUCGUUACCUGCGGCCUGGGAUCCCCGGCAUCGUGGCGGAAGCCGCGACUACUCGACGGGCGAAUCGUCGGCGGUGUUGACGCGAAGAUCGAGGAUCAUCCAUACCAAUUGUCGUUCCAGCAAUACGGGCAGCAUUUUUGCGGAGCAGCGUUGAUCAGUUCUAAAUGGGCCAUCACCGCCGCUCACUGUAUCGGGUCAUCCACCAAGUACUAUCGCGUAAGCGCCGGAAGCUCGAACAAAUCCAAUGGCACACAGUAUGCGAUUGCCAGCAUGAUUCGUCAUCCCAAGUUCGACUCUUACGCCAUUGAUUUCGACCUAGCUCUUCUGGAGCUCGAUAGCGACGUCGAAUUCCACGAAACCGUCCAGCCGGUUUCCCUACCUGAUUCCGAGGUCGAGGCUGGCACCAUUGUCAACGUGACCGGAUGGGGAGCGCUCAGGCAAGGCGGAAGCGCCGCAAGAUCGCUGCAGAGGGUCAGCGUGCAAAUAGUCCCCCGAGACUUGUGCGCCAAGGCCUAUAAGCAGUUCAACGUUAUAACUCAGAGGAUGAUAUGCGCCGGCGACAUGGCGGAGGGAGGCAAGGACUCCUGUCAGGGUGAUUCAGGGGGUCCCCUGGUCGCGGACGGCAUCCUCUACGGCAUCGUGUCCUGGGGCUACGGCUGCGCAAAGCCUGGCUUUCCGGGCGUCUACACAAACGUGGCCGACUUUCGGGAAUGGAUCAGAGGAGAGACCGGUAUCUGAGACGCGCGCGUCGAAUCCAGUGCUCCUGACUGGAUGAAUUGCGGGAUGUGACAACCUUCAGCUGUGAUUUUGACGAAUAACAAUAUUAUACAAUACACAACUUAAUAUGUACGAAAACGAGGGUGGACGGAGAUUAUUUGUUGAAUUUAAAUAAAGCAUGUAAUGUAAUAUGAAAGCACCGGAACGUUGAAAUA
Molecule: messenger RNA, 967 nt
Organism: Neodiprion virginianus
Lineage: Eukaryota; Metazoa; Arthropoda; Insecta; Hymenoptera; Diprionidae
Product: trypsin-1-like
Exons: 5
Coding region: 6-773 (255 amino acids)
Biological process (GO): proteolysis
Molecular function (GO): serine-type endopeptidase activity
Source: RefSeq, a predicted model, not a curated record